CUGCAAAAAAUCCUGGAUCUGCUCUGCUCCUUCCUUCCUUCCGUCGGCUACUCUUGCUUGUGGGUGCGAAUUUCUCUGAUUUUUCGAUUUCUUGAUUUUUCCCCUGCACUUCCGUCGGCCUCCCCCAACCUCCAGCUCCAGUUUUGCUGGGAAAAUUCUGGUGCUGUUAUGGCUUAGAGCACUGGGACUGAGUCCUCAGUUUAUGCGAUUGAGGUAAGUAAAUUAUGGUAACGCCCUUCGAUUUCGAAGUAUGUUUUAAAUUGUUUUUGAGAUGGUGACAAAGUUUAUAUUGAUUUUAUUAGCACCAAGUAUGAUUGGUUUGAAAUGGAAUUUUUAUCAUUUUCAUUGAAUUGAACAUGCCUACUUGGAAUUUACUUAACUACCUGAUGAACUGAGAAUUUUAUAAAUUUUGAUUUUUUUGUUAAAUCCAUGCCCGCAUGAAAAUUUUCUGAUUUAUUUCUGAAAUUUGAGAUUGAUUGUGAAUUAUGAUUUUCGUGUUAACUUCUGCCUGUUUGGUCUCCGAUAUGGUCAUGUUAUUCGUGUGCCUGCUAGUGGGAGGUUUAUAAACGCUAACACAUGUUGACAUGUUACUAAUAGAACCGGUUCGUUUCUAUUAUACUGUUAUCCUGCUAAUAGGAUUAUACGCUAGUAAAUCGUGUGCCUGCCAGUGAGAGGUUUAUAACACUGGUCAUGACCUAUAGAGGAGAUGUCUAUUUCAUUUUCGUACCCGUAUCUGUUUUUUGUGAUUAUACUUGUUGGCAUACUAUAAGUUUAAUUAAGGGCUAUCCAUAUUUACUUAUUGAGUUAUCUCAUAGUUUUUUCUUGUCCACCAUUUCAGGAAGCGAAGUCAAGGACGAGGAAAAACGAGGGGAGUGACGAGUUAGAAGACUAGCCAUCUUGUAAAUUAAACAUAGAUUUUAGAUAUAAAUCAUGAUCUUGUAAACUAGACUUUAUUUGGAGAUUUUAUGAUAUCAAAGUAAAUUUUAAAAUUUUAUGUUCAGAUUUUAUCGUAUCAGAUUGUGGUAUGAUAAAGUUCCGAGUUUUAU
This is a messenger RNA of Rubroshorea leprosula, 1046 nucleotides long. The record is from the annotation of a GenBank genome assembly. NCBI's taxonomy places the organism in Eukaryota, Viridiplantae, Streptophyta, Magnoliopsida, Malvales, Dipterocarpaceae.